UUUAAAUGCGUAAGUGAUAUCACUUUAAAAGGAAAAAAUAACACAUUCAAUUAAAAAAAUCUGCACUGCAUCACCAUGGACUUUGACAAACUUAUUAAAGAAAAAUGGACAAGUCUAACGCGAAAGGGUUACGCCAUGUUCGAAAACUGUAUGAUGCCGCAAAAGUAUGCAGAGUUGAAAAACGAAUUUGAUAAGUUAAAAGUUAAUGAAGAAGAUAUUUGGGUUUGCACUUUCCCUAAGUGUGGUACUACUUGGACUCAAGAAAUGGUGUGGUUAAUUGCCAACAACUUAGACUUUGAGACAGCCAAGAAAGUAAAUCUGGAUCAACGAUUCCCAUUUUUAGAGAUGUCUACGAUUGUCGAUUUUAGCGACGAGAAAUCAAACCUGCCGAAUUUCCAGGUACCAGAUUGUGUCGUAGAUUCUUUAGGUGUAAUAAAAAAUCUUAAGAGUCCUGCUUUUAUAAAAACCCAUUUGCCGAUACAGCUGUUUCCUCAGGAAAUACGGAAUGGCACAAAAAAGCCAAAAAUUAUUUAUGUAGCACGCGACCCUAGAGAUGUCUGUGUUUCUUUUUAUCAUCAUUCCACAAUAAUCGAUUAUUUUGAAAUCAAUUUUGAGGAAUACUGCGAGUUAUUUCUGGCAGGAAAAGUACUUUAUGGAUCGUUUUGGGAUCAUAUUUUACCCUUUUGGGAGAUGAGGCAUCAACCCAAUAUUUUAUUCAUAAAGUAUGAAGACAUGAAAAAAGAUCUGAAAAAAGUCAUUAAACAAGUGGCGGAGUUUCUCGGUCGUACUUUCAGUGAACAAGAUCUAGAACGGCUGGCGAAACAUUUGAGCUUCGAUUCGAUGAAAAAUAAUCCAGCAGUCAAUAAAGAAAUUCUCGUGGAACUUGUUAAAAAGUUCUAUGACAAAAAAAAUGAUGGCAGUUUUCUCAGAAAAGGUAUUGUUGGCGACCACAAAGCGGCGAUGUCUCCAGAAAUGCUUCGAAAAUUCGAUAAUUGGAUUAAGGAUAAUAUUCAAGGAACUGAUUAUGUAGUGUAAUGGAUAUGGAGAAUUUCGUUUAGAUCACCUUUCGGUGCCUAGUUUUGAGGAUAACAUAAAAAAAACUCACUUCUUAGAACUGUAGCGAAAAUAAUUAUUGCAUACAUGUUUUUCUUUACGUCAUGUCGUUACAAUAUACAACAUUUUUGCAUUUUGCUGGAAGCCUAAGAAAAACGAAAAAAAAACAUGUAUUUUUUAACAUUCUUUUUGUAAUUUUUAUUAAGUGCUUGUGUGUAAAUUUUGUCGUUAUCAA
Molecule: messenger RNA, 1288 nt
Organism: Zophobas morio
Lineage: Eukaryota; Metazoa; Arthropoda; Insecta; Coleoptera; Tenebrionidae
Product: luciferin sulfotransferase-like
Exons: 5
Coding region: 76-1035 (319 amino acids)
Biological process (GO): sulfation
Cellular component (GO): cytoplasm
Molecular function (GO): sulfotransferase activity
Source: RefSeq, a predicted model, not a curated record